Molecule: messenger RNA, 1257 nt
Organism: Chaetura pelagica (chimney swift)
Lineage: Eukaryota; Metazoa; Chordata; Aves; Apodiformes; Apodidae
Product: serine protease inhibitor 2.1-like
Exons: 4
Coding region: 1-1257 (418 amino acids)
Biological process (GO): negative regulation of endopeptidase activity
Molecular function (GO): serine-type endopeptidase inhibitor activity
Source: RefSeq, a predicted model, not a curated record
AUGAAGUACCUCCUGUUCCUGUGUUUACUCCUUGCUCUUCUUUGUGCCGUAACCCGUUGCCACCAUGUAGACUUCUGUCAUAAAGUCAAUAACACGAAUCUCCAUGAUGGAAUAGAAAAUUUAUUAACACAUAACUGUGACAAGCAAGGCUCUAAUUAUGCAGAUUUUGUAUUUAGAUUUUACAAGCAGGCUAUAUCCAAAGAAGCUGAUAAAAAUGUUUUCUUUUCUCCCAUGAGCAUCUCCGCUGCCUUUGCCAUGCUGGCUGUUGGUGCUAAGUCAACCACCUUAUCUGAGAUUUUUGAAGGACUGGGCUUUGACAGUCUGUCUGAGGCUCGUAUACGUGAUAUCCAUGAAAGUUUUCAUGAUGUUUUAGCAGUACUGACCUGUACAGAUGUUAACACCACAUUCAAUAUAGGGAAUGCCCUUUUUACAGCUAUUGGGUAUGAACCACAGGAGAUGUUUUUACAUAAUACCAAAGAAUUUUAUGAAGCAGAUUUUUUUGUUAGUGAUUUCCAUAAAACAGAAACUAUAAAGCAAAUCAAUAAAUAUGUAGAGGAGAAAACCAAAGGAAAAAUUCCAGAAUUAAUUAGUGGUCUUGAUCCAAGUACUGUACUGGUUCUUGUUAACUACAUUUAUUUUAAAGCUGCCUGGAAAAAUUCUUUCAAUCCUUUGCGUACAUAUGAAGAUGAUUUUUUUGUGAAUGCAAAUGCAUCUGUUAGAGUAAAAAUGAUGCAACGUGACAGCAACUAUGACAGCUACUAUGACCAGGAUCUGUCUUGCGAGGUGGUAGAGCUGCCUUACCAGGGCACUGCACGAGCAUUGCUCAUUCUGCCAGAUGAUGGAAAGAUGAAGCAAGUGGAAAAUGCUCUCUCCAAGGAAACUGUUUGUAAAUGGGAUAACAAUCUUGAGACCAGGAGAUUAAAUCUGCAUCUACCAAAGAUUUCUCUUAGUGGGUCUUAUGAUGUUAGAAACCUGUUCAAGGAGAUGGGCAUUACUGAAGUAUUCUCUAGAAAUGCUGAUCUGUCUGGAAUUAGUGGCAACCGUGAUCUUCAGGUUUCAGAAGCAAUUCACAAGGCCGUGCUGGAAGUUGAUGAGUCCGGAACUGAGGCUGCAGGAGCCACAGCCAUUCUUCUUAACAGAAUUCAUAGUCCUUUGAUUACCAUAAAAUUCAACAGGCCCUUCCUUAUCUUGAUCUCUGAAAAAAAAACAGGCACCACACUUUUCAUGGGGAAAGUUGUUGAUCCUACUAAGGAGUAA